Epithele typhae is the source of this 711-nucleotide messenger RNA. RefSeq lists its product as uncharacterized. The annotation marks the transcript as partial. The transcript has 5 exons. The record is from RefSeq and is a predicted model, not a curated record. Lineage: Eukaryota; Fungi; Basidiomycota; Agaricomycetes; Polyporales; Epitheliaceae.
CCACGCGCCCUCUCACUGUGGAAUGCGUUCGUCAGCCAAGAGCUUUGCGCCCACAACCAAGACCUGAACACCAAUGACCGUGUGUCGUCUGGGUUCAUCAAGACCCUCGCCGAGCGCUGGGCUGCGAUGUCCAAUGAAGAGCGCGAAGAUGUCUCUCGCGACAAGGUCGAGGAACUGAACGAGCGGCGCGAGGAGCGGGGGCGUCCAGUGCCUAACCUCGCCGUCGCAAAUUUCAACGAUACUCGCGCCACACUCCAGGAUGUCGCCAAAGAGCUCAAUGAUCUCCACGAGCGCACCGGCGUGGAGGUCUUGCUCUUCGCGUGCCGCGGCGACCAGGCCAAUCACCUCAAGCCUUGGGUGUACCGGACCAGCGAGCGACUUGAGGAAUUCGUGGAGCUGUUCAGUGGCGCGACGUUGGGCAAGCUCGCUGCGCGCAUCGAAGCAUGGUGUCUCACUGGUAUCAAAGGCUUGACAAAGAAACACAAGAACACGGUCUUGGAGCUUAAGUCGAAGGUCGGUACUCUCAUACUCGAGAAGCUCCACGCGACGUCGACGCGGGGUAAGCCCUCGGCGAUGUCUUACCUCGACUUUGCAAACAGGAUCACGCUCAAAUAUGGCGUCGUCCUUGAGAACUGGCCCGUCGAAGUGUUCCAAGCCCCUGGCCGGUUCAACUCCCUCAAGUACCUCAACACGCUCUAUUCAGCCUGGGAG